This is a messenger RNA of Durio zibethinus, 2759 nucleotides long. Its product is annotated as pyruvate kinase isozyme A, chloroplastic-like. Lineage: Eukaryota; Viridiplantae; Streptophyta; Magnoliopsida; Malvales; Malvaceae. Gene Ontology annotation, biological process: glycolytic process. Gene Ontology annotation, molecular function: magnesium ion binding; potassium ion binding; pyruvate kinase activity. The record is from RefSeq and is a predicted model, not a curated record.
GUAAUAAAAAAAGUUGCGCCCAAUCUCCCCCUAGCACUCCCAACUCCCAACUUCCACAGUUCCACUUCCUAAUACUUGCUAGGUUGUUUAGUCGUUUAACAGCCCUGCAUGCGCUGUUUGGCAGAAAAAAAAAAACGUUUAUUUUUUGUCAUUUGGGCUCCUCACUCUGCGACAUCCCCAAGCUGCAAACCGGGUGCGUCUCUUCGGUUUAUCCGUCUUCUUCUCAAAUUCCCCAAAACACGAAAAAGAAAGGGGAAACUCCUACUAAUUCACUUGCUCCAUACAUUUCCCGCCAGCGGCAACUGUUUUCUGUCCUGAUAACAAUGUCGCAGUCCCUCCAAUUCUUCACUCCCUCCCGUCCUCCUUACCUCACUCUCCCAAAACUUCCCGCAACGUCCUAUCCCCAUUCCUCGGUAAUUAAACUCCCCAGCAAAAGGCACUCUACCACGAUCACGAGAUUGUUAUCUUCAGAUCUCGAUGCAACGUCAUCACAAGUCCUGGCUUCCGGAAACGGCCAGAGUGGAGUUGGGGGGGUUUUAUCAGCGGACAACGUGGGGGCAGUUCUGUCUCAUGCACCGUCGGAUUUGGGAGCUGUGGCGGCGAUCGAUGUGGACGCCGUGACGGAGGCGGAGCUCAAGGAGAACGGAUUCCGUAGCACGAGGCGGACGAAGCUAAUCUGCACGAUCGGUCCAGCCACGUGCGGGUUCGAGCAGCUUGAAGCGUUGGCUGUCGGAGGCAUGAACGUGGCUCGAAUCAACAUGUGCCACGGCACACGCGAGUGGCAUCAAACGGUGAUCGAGCGGGUAAGGAGACUCAACGAAGAGAAAGGCUUCGCCGUCGCUAUUAUGAUGGAUACUGAAGGUAGCGAAAUUCACAUGGGAGAUCUCGGUGGCGCUGCCUCCGCCAAAGCUGAGGAUGGAGAAAUCUGGACAUUUAGUGUUAGAGCUUUUGAUUCGCCACGGCCAGAGCGUACAGUUAAUGUCAACUAUGACGGUUUUGCUGAAGAUGUGAAAGUUGGGGAUGAACUUUUGGUUGAUGGUGGAAUGGUGAGAUUUGAGGUGAUAGAGAAGAUUGGUCCUGAUGUUAAGUGUAGGUGUACUGACCCGGGAUUGAUGCUUCCUCGAGCUAAUUUGACUUUCUGGAGGGAUGGGAGUCUUGUUCGUGAGCGUAAUGCUAUGCUUCCUACCAUUUCUUCCAAGGAUUGGUUGGACAUCGACUUUGGGAUUGCAGAAGGUGUUGAUUUUAUUGCAAUAUCCUUUGUCAAAUCUGCAGAAGUGAUUAAUCAUCUUAAAAGCUAUAUUGCUGCUAGGUCACGUGGUAGUGACAUAGCUGUCAUUGCAAAGAUAGAGAGUAUUGACUCAUUAAAGAACUUGGAGGAAAUUAUUCAAGCAUCUGAUGGAGCUAUGGUUGCAAGAGGAGACUUGGGUGCUCAGAUACCAUUGGAACAGGUUCCAUCAGCCCAGCAAAAGAUCGUCCAGCUUUGCAGGCUGCUAAAUAAGCCAGUGAUUGUUGCCUCCCAGCUACUUGAAUCAAUGAUUGAAUACCCUACACCAACCCGAGCUGAAGUUGCUGAUGUUUCUGAAGCAGUGAGGCAGCGAGCUGAUGCUUUAAUGCUCUCUGGUGAGUCAGCUAUGGGACAGUACCCAGAAAAGGCAUUGGCUGUUCUGAGAAGUGUUAGUUUGAGAAUAGAGAAGUGGUGGAGGGAGGAAAAAUGCCGUGAGGCUAUGGAACUGCCAGAUGUAGGAACUUCAUUUGCAGAUAGUAUCUCAGAAGAGAUAUGUAAUUCUGCCGCCAAGAUGGCUAACAAUUUAGAGGUGGAUGCCCUUUUCGUCUACACAAAGACAGGCUACAUGGCCUCCCUCCUAUCACGCUGUCGACCAGAUUGUCCCAUCUUUGCUUUUACAACAACAACUUCUGUCCGAAGGCGUCUGAACCUACAGUGGGGUCUGAUACCCUUCCGUCUGAGCUUCUCUGAUGAUAUGGAAAGCAACCUUAACAAAACCUUCUCGUUACUCAAAGCCAGGGGAAUGACCAAAUCAGGUGACCUUGUAAUCGCUGUGUCAGACAUGUUGCAGUCCAUCCAAGUCAUGAAAGUUCCUUAAAAACUCGGUAUGAUUCAGAUUGUGGUCAUUUUUCAACCCUGCCUCUAGACUGUUUUAUGUAUUAAACUUCCUGUAUUCUUUACCAUCAUUUCAACGUGAUUACUGUUAGAAAGAAAAUUAUUGCCAGAGGAGAAUGAGGAGCAAUCAUGAGCCGGGUCUUGUUUUUAUUCAACUACUGCCCAUGGCUUGUUGCAACAAGGACAACCACCAAAUCUACAAUAUGGGACAUCUCAUGCUUUUCCAGUUUAGAUGUAUUAUGGUGUUGGGGCUGGGGCAUGCCAGCACAAUUCAUAAUCCAUUUUUUUCACUUUGAUAGUUUUAUAACUGUAAUUUUCUUUUGUCUUUUUCAGUAUUUGUGAGAUUUUGAAGGCAAUGUAGCUCAUGUAUGUUAUUCAACUAGAAUAUCUGUUUCAACGAAACUGUUUUGUUGUUUUGAAUCUCAUCAACUCUUGCAGGCAGUUUUUUGUAAGUUCUUACGUGUUUUCCUAGUCAUCAAACAUUCUUAUUCUUUCCUAAUUGCUUUCGUGACUUCACCCAUCAAGACAAUCCUCCUGAAAUUGUACUCAGCAGAUGAUAUUAAAUGCUUUAAACAUUGACCCAGACCAAACAUCCAACGAGGAUCGGUUGCCUUCCUAGAGGAGAUACCAAACAUAAGCA